AUGUCUGCUUCACAUUCAGAGUAUAUUCAAAAGCUAUGUAGAUUGUGUGGGAAGAAAAUUGUGAAAAGUAAACAUUACGUUAAUUUUAAAUCUUGUGAUAUUUACAGUGAAGUGUUUCAAUCUAUAUAUGGAAUAAAUUGUGAACAAGAAGAUCCUUGUGUAUUUCCUAAAUUUACUUGUAAUGGAUGUAGAAGAAAAUUAGAUGAGAUGAAAACGUCAAAAAAAAUAAUUGGUACUGCUGCAUCAUUUUACCCUCAUGUGGAUGAAAAUUGUGUGUGCAUGAAUUAUGCUGUAAACAGAAAAGACAGCUUAAAAAUACUGGAAUUAGAUGUGAGUAUGAAGAAAGUUGGUUUUAGUAUAUGUGAUAAAUCGGAUAACUAUAAACGUGUCUAUACCCUUUGUCAAAAUGAAAAAGAAUUAAACCAUUUGCUUACAAUACGUAUAGACAACAGCAAUGGUUGGGAUUUCUCCAUAUAUGGGAAACCUAUGGAGAAAGAAACAAUACAACUAACAAAAACUCUGCCAUGUGUUUUGAAAAAUGAUGAUAUUUCAACUUUCUCGUCAUUCUGGAAGUCAGUCAGUGUUUGCACGGGGUUACAAGGUUAUGAAGAUGUAAUCAAGUCGAGAUGUAAUUUCGAACAGCCAUUCAUGAAUCAGAGUGGAACAUUUCCAGUAGCUUUUGUUGAAGACGAUAAAAUGGUCAGAUUUGAUGAAGACAAUUUUAAAACAAUACGCCAUACCAACUGUCAUUUUUUAGCUGAAAAACCUUCAUCUGUAUGUAGUAUGUGCAAUUCUUUUAAACCAACAGUUAAAAAAGUUAGAAGUAGACGGAAAAGUGAUGAUUCUGUGCUUGAUUCCUCACAUACAAACAUUCGAUAUCUUUCCAGAGAAGAACUAGAGGAAAGAUAUCGCAAUACUCAGGGAGAAAAACAGAGAGCAAUAAAGAAAGUUGCCCAAUUAUCAUCUUGGGUAAGAAAAAUUACUGAGAAAGAAUGCAUCCAUGUUGAUGAUGAGCAACACGAAUUUAUAAAAAAUAUUGUUUGCAAUGAGGAAACAUGUCCUGAAAUACCCGAAGGCAGUCCCCAGUGGUUGUUAUGGGAGCAACAAAAAGAAAUGGCUUCCAAAAGUUCACCUAAUGGCAUGAGAUGGCACCCACUAAUUAUUAGGUGGUGCCUCAGUUUAUACCACCAUUCACCAGCAGCAUAUAAACAUUUGCGAAAUCCGAAUUUGAAUUUUUUAAAACUCCCACAUAUUGACACACUUAAAAAAUACAUAAACUUCACUGAUCCAAUGUGUGGAUUCAAUCCAGAUGUCAUUGAAAGAUUAAUAGUGGAUAGUAAAAUUGCAACUCUGGAUGAUCACCAAAAAAACGUUUCGCUUAUUUAUGAUGAGAUGAAAAUAAAAGCUGACUUGGUGUUCAGACAGUCAACUGGACAAUUGGUUGGUUUCACUGAUAUGGGGGAUAUUAACGAUGAGUUAGUUGAAUUUCAAAAACGUGCUGAGGGAUCAUCAGAGAAUGAUCGUCACUUUGCUUCCUAUGUGAUAGUGUUUAUGGUUCGAGGAAUUGUUUCAUCUCUGGUGUAUCCUUUUGGAUAUUUCGCAUCAUUGGGAUUUACCUCUGAUCAGCUCUAUCCAUGUGUAUGGGAGGCGACAUAUGUAUUGGAGGCAAUUGGUUUUUAUGUUCGAGCAUUUAUUUCAGAUGGUGCUUCUCCCAAUAGGAAGUUUUACAAAAUUAUGGUGACACCUGAUAUUGGUAACACAUAUUGGACCAACAACUUAUUAUCAUUGGACAGAAAGAUCUUUUUUAUAUCCGAUGUCCCUCAUCUCAUUAAAACAACGAGAAACUGUUUCGAGAACUCUCAUGGAAACAAUAAUACACGCAAUCUUUUUCUCGAUCACAUGGAUAUCAGCUGGAACCAUCUUGUCAAUGUUUAUGAAUGGGAUCUGAAUUUACAUGGAGCAGCACCUGGAUUAAGGAAACUUUAUAAACUAAAAGAGGAUCACAUAAAGUUAACUCCAAGGUUGAGGAUGCAAGUUAAGUUGGCUACCCAAGUUUUGAGUAAAACAACUGCUGAUGCACUUGAGGUUCAGGGGCUGCAUUAUACGAAAAGUACAAUAAAGUUUGUGCGUAUGUUUGACCAAGUUUUUGAUUGCUUGAAUGUAUCUUCAAUUAAUCAAGAUCGUGGCGGAAAAAUAGCUCUUGCAGCAUAUAGAGAUGUUAACGAUUGGCGUUUUGAGUUUUUAGAGAAAGAAUUCCUCGAACAUUACCUGGGAAGGUGGGAAGAACAAGCCAAUGACACACCUAAUUUAUCCCAAGAUGAAAAAAAUAAAUUGUUAUUGAGCAAACAGACGAUAAAUGGUUGGAAAAUAACAGUGAAAUCAUUCGUGGAACUGACCAAAUUACUUCUCCAGAGUCCAAAUGUCAAGAUGAUUUUGAGCGAGAAAUUCUCACAAGAUCCAUUGGAGGAACAUUUCGCUCGUCAAAGACGAAGUGGUGGUACAUGUGACAACCCAACACUUUAUCAAUUUGGCCAACAAGAACUUUCUUUGCUUGUUAUGAAAUCUGAGUUGAUCAGAGAUCUACGUGGAAACACUCGACGUGGUAAUCAAAAUCAGAUUCACCUAGACGUAAAUGAUAUGAGGAAACUUCCACAGAAAAGAAAGAGAUAGUUAUUUAUAUAUUGAUACUUUUGGAAACAUGAUUGUUUGACUAUUUUAUUUAUAUUUUUUCUGAGUAUGUCAGACAUUUUUUCCAUUACGCUUUUUCAACAUAGAAGUUGUUUUGUUAUUAGUGCCUUGUCUUUUGAGUCACAUCUUUUGCAAAUAUUUUUAGUGGAGUACGAUUUUGACUUUGAUUUGAAACAUUUUUUUGAAAACAUCAAAUCUUAGAAAAUAAUUGAGAUUAAAAAAAUUUAGGAUUGCUACUUUAUUAUUGCUAUGUAAUUUUUAUUUAUGUCAUCGGGAAAUUACAACUAUUACGGAAUUUCUUUUAUCUUCAUUUCGAAUGGAUCCGCCAUACGUGAAUAAAUAUUACAGUUUUGUUUUGCUUUUUUACAUACUCACUUCGCGAUAUGUAGAACAACCCUGGGGACAAGUUUCAUUAUAUUCCCAACAAGAAUUCAUGCGAAGGAGUGUCGAAAUUAAUAU
Hydractinia symbiolongicarpus is the source of this 3147-nucleotide messenger RNA. RefSeq lists its product as uncharacterized. Gene Ontology annotation, molecular function: zinc ion binding. The record is from RefSeq and is a predicted model, not a curated record. Gene Ontology annotation, cellular component: nucleus. Lineage: Eukaryota; Metazoa; Cnidaria; Hydrozoa; Anthoathecata; Hydractiniidae. The coding region runs from base 1 to 2670 and encodes 889 amino acids. The transcript has 5 exons.